Molecule: messenger RNA, 1731 nt
Organism: Juglans regia (Persian walnut)
Lineage: Eukaryota; Viridiplantae; Streptophyta; Magnoliopsida; Fagales; Juglandaceae
Exons: 1
Coding region: 1-1731 (576 amino acids)
Source: RefSeq, a predicted model, not a curated record
AUGGCAGAAGGCACGAGAGGCUCGGUGAAAGGUCAGCAAGAAGGUUUACAAAAGCAGCAAGAAAUCAUUCAGAAGCAAUUGGAGCAACAUCACCAAGCAAUCAGUGGGAUUUCAGAAAGGUUAGAUCAACUCACUGACAUGUUACGUUCUGUUGUUGAAUCCAGUCAUGUUAAUAAUCAAGAAGUUCGUGGAGGGAAUGGUGAUGAUAGGAGUGCAGUUUGGAGAGGGUUGCGUUUGGAAUUUCCACGAUUCAAUGGCACUGAUCCUAAUGGGUGCGUUUUUAAAGCCACUCAAUAUUUUGACUACCACCAGACACCAUUUCAUCAGAAGUUAUUAGUGGCUUCUUAUCACAUGGAAGGAGAGGCGUUGAUAUGGUACCAAGAAGGGUUGGAUUCUGGCCAAUUUAAUUCAUGGGAGUCCUUAAUCCUGGCUUUACAAGUGAGGUUUGGGCCAUCAGCAUAUGAUGACCCAAUGGAGGCCUUGAUGAAGUUAAAGCAAACUUCUUCUGUCACUUUGUACAAGUCACAAUUUGAAGCUUUGUCUAAUCGAUUAAAAGGAUUAUCUGAAAAACAUAAACUUAGCUGUUUUCUGAGUGGGUUAAAAGAUGAAGUCAGAUUACCAGUCAAAAUGUUUAAUCCUGUCAAUCUAGGGGCUGCUUUUGGAUUGGCAAAAAUCCAAGAGGAGUAUAUUUUAUCUUCAAGAAGACAUUGGAAGACUAAUCUGAAUCUUGGUGAGAAAGGGGUUGUUGAUAAUGCAGUGGAAGUUUCUAAUAGAGGGCCAAGGAAUCAGAUCCUAGCUAAGAGGGUUACUUCUUUGCAAAUGGAUGAAAAAAGGAAAAAAGGACUUUGUUACCACUGUGAUGAGAAGUGGAACCCCAACCAUAUUUGUAAAAAUCCAAAGGUUUAUUUGUUGCAUGUGGAUAGCAGUGUAGAUAAUGAGGAAACACAAGUGAAUGGAGAGCUGGUACCAGAAGUUAAUUCAGUUCUUGAAAAAGAGUCUGAAGAGCUUGAGGUUUCCAUUAGUGUUAUUUCUGGUUGUACUAACAGCAAUGCAAUGAAGUUGUUGGGCAAGAUUGGUUCAUUUUUUGUUGAAAUCUUGGUGGAUUCAGGAAGUACUCAUAACUUCUUGGAUCCAUUGGUCGUGGAGGCAGCAAAGCUAAAGGUGUUAAAGGAUAGAGGUCUUCAAGUGAAGGUGGCUAAUGGUGCUAAAAUACUUAGCCAAAGCAGAUGUGAAGAAAAUAUCAGCAUUCAAGGUACCAAGUUCUUGGUUCCUUUUCAUGUAUUGAAUUUGGGGGGUUGUGAUAUUGUAUUGGGUGUCCAAUGGUUGAAGACAUUGGGGGCUAUUCAUUGGGAUUUUACCAAGAUGAUCAUGCAGUUUGUGGUGGAAGGAAAAAAGCUUUCUUUGCAAGGCUUGGUUUAUGAUUCAGUAGCAGUACAACCUGGACUGAAUCUGUUGAAAUCAUCUUUUGUGAGGCAACAAGGGUGGUUGUUGCAGAUAAUGACCUUGGACACCUGUGUAGUUGAAGGGCAAGUGCAAAGUGAAGUGGAGCAAUUAUUGGGACUGUUUAAAGGAAUAUUUGAAGAACCCGUGUGUUUACCCCCACCUAGGGAAUUUGAUCAUCAGAUUUUGUUGAAAGAGGGUGCUCAACCAGUUUCAGUUAGGCCUUAUCAAUAUGCUCAUUAUCAAAAAGCUGAGAUUGAGAAGAUAGUGAAUGAAUUGCUCAGUAAUUGA